UCGAAACAAUUAAAGCGAGCGGACAAGCAAAUGUACAUACGUUGUUUUUGUUUAUUAAAUUGUACUCAUUUUAAAUAUUUUUGAAUAUUUGUACACUUUUAAAAUUUGCGAUGAGAAAUUUAAAUUUUUUCUUGAUAUUUUAUUUGAGUUUGUUUAUUAAAUACUCAUAUCCUGUAAUGGGAUUUGCCCUCAAGGAUUUGGCAACAAAUACCAGUGAUGAUGGCGCUCAUCGCUCAUCCCGUACACGCACGGAAGAUGAGUUCAAAUAUGAUGGUCGCAUCGUAGGUGGCUUUGUGACAUCAAUUGCAAAUUAUCCCUAUCAGGUUUCAUUGCAAUAUCACAAUGCUCACAUUUGUGGUGGUUCAAUUGUGGCUCACAAUAUCAUUUUAACGGCAGCUCAUUGCAUUGAACAGCCCUGGGAUACGGCAGCAUUUCGUGUACGUGCCGGUUCAUCUACACAUCUCUAUGGUGGUCAAUUGGUCGGUGUCCGUCAUAUAUUUAAGCAUGAAACAUAUAGCAGUUCGACACUGGAUAGUGAUGUGGCUUUGGUGGUGCUUAAUAAAAAUCUUACUUACACACGCACGGUACAGCCAGUGGAGUUGGCCACAUGGGGAGAGCAAUUGCCAAACGAAGACAAUGAGUUCUUUGUAAGUGGUUGGGGGUUGACAAGUGAGACGGGACUAGUCUCCCCUCUACUCAACUACGUUGCUGUACGAUUAAUUAAUCAAAAUACUUGUUCAAAGAAUUAUCAAUAUAUUGCAACAAUCAGUUCAAAAAUGUUUUGUGCUGGUUACCCCCAAGGUGGCAAAGAUAGUUGUCAAGGCGAUUCUGGUGGCCCAUUGGUGAGUUAUGUUUCAUCAUCGUUGCGAUUGUCGUCAUUGCUAUUGACGUCAACAACAAAAACCGAUACCAAACCAGCAUUAGAAUUACAAGCAAAUGCUUUGAAACCGAAACAGUAUGGUAUCGUUUCAUGGGGUAUGGGUUGCGCUCAAAAGAGUUAUCCAGGUGUUUAUGCCAAUGUGGCUGCCUUAAGGCCUUGGAUAGAUGCAAAACUAAGAGAAAUUAGUUAUCUUUAAGUAUAUUUAAUUUCAUUUUAUAUUUAUUUAAUUUUAUUUUAUAUUUAUUUAAUGUAUUUAAUUUGUAAAUAAAAUGUUCUCA
Messenger RNA from Lucilia sericata (common green bottle fly), 1158 nucleotides. RefSeq names its product trypsin delta. Gene Ontology annotation, biological process: proteolysis. The record is from RefSeq and is a predicted model, not a curated record. Gene Ontology annotation, molecular function: serine-type endopeptidase activity. The transcript has a single exon. NCBI's taxonomy places the organism in Eukaryota, Metazoa, Arthropoda, Insecta, Diptera, Calliphoridae. The coding region runs from base 111 to 1076 and encodes 321 amino acids.